AUGAGCAACUACCUGGAUAGCAGCUCACAGUUAGAUGGGAACAAUUUGGAGGCUGGCCCAAGCAAUAUCAGCGCAAGACUCAAAGAUGAAAAUGAUAUCACAACAAGCGACAACAGCGUCUCUAAGGAGAUAGAAAAAUGCAUCAACAACUACAUUAGUGAUGAUACCAGUGACAAGGGCAUGGUCAACCAAUAUGGAGAGACUUGGCGGAUAGGCUCUAUUGGUUCAUGUUAUAAUGAAUUUGUUGAGGCAAGUCUGGAUGGGAUCAAUGGUAUGAUUGAUUAUACUACAAACUACAAUUUUGAGGAGGAGAGGCAGUGGACCGAGGAGCAGUGGGAUCAUUUCAUCGACCCUCCCAAAGAGAAGCUCGACCUUUCUGACCCACAAUUGCAGCUUUCUAUUCAAUUCUAUCUUAUUCUUUCACAUGCCUCCGAGGGUAUGUAUGCCAACAUGUGGAAGGUGUACAAUCUAGUCCAUCCAGCAACCCCUCUUUUGUCUUAUGAUCAAGUACGAUGA
This is a messenger RNA of Marasmius oreades (fairy-ring Marasmius), 516 nucleotides long. RefSeq lists its product as uncharacterized. Bases 1 to 516 code for a protein of 171 amino acids. The record is from RefSeq and is a predicted model, not a curated record. Lineage: Eukaryota; Fungi; Basidiomycota; Agaricomycetes; Agaricales; Marasmiaceae. The transcript has a single exon.